UCUGUGUUCUCAUUUGCAGGUUGCCUCUCCCUUCUGGUGACAGUGCAGGAUGUUGAGCGUUAUACUACCUUAUUUGCCACCGUCGUCCUCAAGUGUGACUAUAGCACCUCAGCUCAGCUGCAGGACGUGGUGGUGACCUGGCGCUUCAAAUCCUUCUGCAAGGACCCCAUCUUUGACUACUACUCAGUCUCAUACCAGGCUGGUUUAGCUCUUGGCCAGGACCCAUCUGAUGACUGCAAUGACAGCCAGCGAAAGGUGCGCAUUGUCAUCCAGAAGUAUGGGCAGAAGGAGCCUGUGCUGGGUAUCGACUACCAACAACGAAAGAUCACCAUUCAGAACCGGGCAGACCUCGUCAUCAGUGAGGUCAUGUGGUGGGACCAUGGCAUGUACUACUGCGCUGUGGAAGCACCAGGAGAUACCUCAGGUGAUCCGGACAAAGAAGUUAAGCUGAUUGUUCUCCACUGGCUCACAGUACUCCUCAUCAUUCUCGGUGGCCUCCUCCUCCUUCUUCUGAUUGGAGUAUGCUGGUGCCAGUGCUGCCCCCAGUAUUGCUGCUGCCACGUCCCAUGUGUCUGCUGCCCAACCCGGUGCUGCUGUAAUGAGGAAGUACUGGAACGGCACCGGUUCAUGAAGCAGGCUCGGGCACUUGCACCUUGGAUGUCACCCAACAUGUUCUAUGGAGGUGGCGACAGGAACUCGCAACUUUCCUCUUACCAGCUGAACCCUCUACUGCAAAAAGAUGUGUCUCUGCAGAACAGUCUUCCACUGGUGCAGCCACAAGCUCAGCUUUCCCCUAACAAGGGUGUUUUGGACUAUCUGGAGUCCGAAAUCCAAAACAUGAACAUGUCACAGCUCCGGCCACCUUCCCACCAGCAGCAGGCUGUGCAGCCCAGCUUGCUGUCAUCCCUGAGCUCUGAGAUCAUGCCACCUCCUCUCACUGAUCACAUCUCUUCCAUCCAUGGGAGCAGCAACUCCUCACGGCCACAGAGAGCUGCCCAUGCCCCCAGACCCUGGGACUCUGCAGUGGAGGACAGGAGGGAAAACCGGAGGUGGCCCUUGCCUUCCAGUGGGGAUUCUCAUUCCAGCUACAAUCGGGAGCCCUGGGACAGGCAGCAAGAGAACCAUGCUCAGAGGCAGAGGACAGGCGGCUACAAUGGCAGGCCCCAGUACUCCAGACGGGAUGUGUCACCCCCACGCCAGGCUGAGAGGGGCAAGAGCAGCAGCAGCAGCUGCAGUUUCUAUCCAGAGGAGGCCAAGGAGCGCUCCAGCCGCCACCAUCGUGGCUGGAGACAGGAGCCCACAGGGAGGCGAGACUACCAGCACCACACUAGGAGGAGCAAUAACUCAGGUCAGCGGCGGCACAGCUACUCUCCCCCUUCUCGCCGUGGGUCGUGGAGCUCCUCAGAAGAGCAAGUCCGUCUCCCAGCGACAAAUCGCAGGCUGCGGCACAGGUCUCGGGAAUGGCCAGAAGAUAAACCCCCCAGUUAUCGUUCAUUAGAAAUCAUCCCAGGUCAGGACAAGAAGCACAAAGGUAGUACAGGGCCACGCUCGGACAGAGGAAGUUCCCACAGUGGAAGAAGCAUAGUAAUUUAA
Molecule: messenger RNA, 1593 nt
Organism: Haliaeetus leucocephalus (bald eagle)
Lineage: Eukaryota; Metazoa; Chordata; Aves; Accipitriformes; Accipitridae
Gene: ILDR1
Product: immunoglobulin-like domain containing receptor 1
Exons: 7
Cellular component (GO): plasma membrane
Molecular function (GO): high-density lipoprotein particle receptor activity
Source: RefSeq, a predicted model, not a curated record